AUGAAUGGCCAGAUUCAGAGUAGUAAGUGGUUCUAUGUCAUCUUAGAAGGAGAGUUCCAGCAGAGGUCCUUAGUACAAGACCUGGAUCCAGCCGGCAUAUUUGAAUUGGUCCAGGUGGUUGGAAAUGGGACCUAUGGACAAGUCUAUAAGGGUCGCCAUGUGAAGACUGGCCAGUUAGCAGCUGUCAAAGUCAUGAGUGUUACAGAGGAUGAAGAAGAGGAAAUCAAAAUGGAAAUCAACAUGCUUAAGAAAUAUUCUCACCAUAGGAACAUUGCUACCUACUAUGGCGCCUUUGUAAAGAAGAAUCUUUCUGGCCAUGACGAUCAGCUCUGGCUUGUGAUGGAGUACUGUGGAGCAGGCUCUGUGACUGAUUUAGUGAAGAAGACCAAAGGUAACUCCUUUAAAGAAGACUGGAUUUCAUACAUCUGCCGGGAGGUCCUACGGGGCCUUUCCCAUCUUCAUAUGCACCAUGUAAUUCACCGGGACAUCAAAGGACAAAAUGUCCUCUUGACUGAAAAUGCUGAAGUAAAACUGGUGGAUUUUGGAGUGAGUGCCCAGCUGGACCGGACUGCUGGCAGAAGAAACACCUUUAUUGGGACGCCAUAUUGGAUGGCACCAGAGGUGAUUGCGUGUGAUGAAAACCCUGACUCGACCUACGAUUACAGAAGUGACUUGUGGUCCCUUGGAAUCACUGCCAUGGAAAUGGCUGAGGGCGCACCACCCCUCUGUGAUAUGCAUCCCAUGAGAGCUCUCUUUCUCAUUCCCCGGAAUCCUCCUCCCAAACUGAAAUCCCGAAAAUGGUCCAAGAAGUUCCUCAACUUUAUCGAAAAUUGCUUGGUUAAAAAUUACAUACAUCGUCCCUCCACUGAGGCCCUGUUGAGGCAUUCAUUCAUUCGAGACUUGCCAAAUGAACGACAAGUUCGGAUCAUGCUCAAAGACCAUCUGGAUCGAACCAAGAAAAAGAAAGGCGACAAAGAUGAAACCGAAUAUGAGUAUAGUGGAAGUGAAGGUGAAGAGGAAGAAGAGGAGGAGGAGGAGGAGAUAAACGAAGACCAAGGAGAGCCCAGCUCCAUAGUUAACCUUCCUGGUGAAUUCACCCUCCGAAGAGAGUUUCUCAGACUACAGCAGGAAAACAAGAAAAACCCAGUUUUGAAGCAGCAGCAACUGAGACGACAACAGCAGAAGCAGCAACUGCUAUGGCAACAAUUAGAGCAGAAGCAACAAAAUCUGCAGAGGGAGGAGCAAAAUCAGCAGCAGGAGAAGCAAGAUCUAGAGCAGGAAGAGCAAAAUCUACAGCAUAAGAAACAGGCCCCACAGCAGCAACCUCAGGUACUACCAAAGCUGCAACUACUGCAGCAACCAGAACAUCAGCAGGACCAGCCGCCGCCAAAGCAGGAACAACAGCUGCCAAAACAGGACCAACAGCCACCAAAGCAAGACCAGCAGCCGCCAAAGCAGGACCAGCAGCUGCCAAAGCAGGACCAGCAGCCUCCAAAGCAGGACCAGCAGCCUCCAAAGCAGGACCAGCAGCCUCCAAAGCAGGACCAGCAGCCGCCAAAGCAGGAACAGCAGCCUCCAAAGCAGGAACAGCAGCCGCCAAAGCAGGAACAGCAGCCUCCAAAGCAGGAACAGCAGCCGCCAAAGCAGGAACUGCCAAAGCAGGAACAGCAGCCACCAAAGCUGGAACAGAAGCCAAAACAGACCCAGCGGCCACAAGAGUAUCCAGACCAUCACUGGGUGAACCUGCCACCAAAGCCAGUAUCCCAUCAUCAUAUGCAUAGGCUGCCUAAGCAGAUGGCCCAUCAUCUGCUACAGAAGCUGCCAAGGCAAGUAGCCCAUCACCAGAUGCAAAAGAUGCCUAAGCAGGUAGUCCAUCACCAGAUGCAAUUGCCAUCAAAGCAAGUGGUCUAUCUCCAUCCACAGCAGCCACUAAAGGUGUCAGCCCAUCACCCAGCACAUCUGACAUCCUCUCACCAGGCACAGCCACCACUAAGGGUGCUGCACCAUUACCAGCCACAGCAGCCACCAAAGGUUCCAGUCCAUCACCAGGUGCAUCAUCCAGCACAACAGUCUCUACAGCUGCCAGUCUAUCACCAGGCAAAGCAACCAGCUCAGCAGGCAGGACAUCGCCAGAUGAAGCAGCCACCUCAUCACUUAUCACCAUAUCACCAGGCACAGCAACCAACCCAGCUGGUUCCACAGCAGGUGGUUCAGCACCAGGUGAAGCAGCGCCCACAGCAGCCUAUUCUUCACCAGACACAACUGCAAUCAAAGCAGCAACAGCAGCUCAAAGACCAGGAUGCAGUCCUCACUGAGUGGCAGAAAUAUAAGGAACAAAAGAAACCUGAGGAUAUCAACACUAAGACAAAGAAAUCUGAGGGUGCCCAGAUACCUUUGAAUUGGACCCUUGCUUCUGAUCAUGACUCUCAUUCCCAUACUAAGAUGAUUUCUGGCAGCAGUUCUAGUCCUUGUACACCAGCUUUGCGGAGGACAGAAAUAAUAACAAAGAAUGAGAACCUCCAGCUAAGUAAAGACAACCACCACAGCUACUCACUCUCAGACGUGGCCAUCAGGCCUAAAACCUCAGGGCAAGAUGAUCCGUUUUGGAGCAAGUACCCAGUUGAAGAUCAGCCUCCUAAGGUCCCAGAAAGAACAACCUCAAAAUUCCGUAGCAAGGAUAUCAUCAACCAGGCCCGCCGCUAUCCAAUUAGUUCCCAGCCGCCAUCUUCUGGGGGAUGGCCUCAGAAGCCAAAGACUGGCAGUAAAUUCACUGGCAACAGACAGUGGGCAAUGGAAUGUCGGGUGACCAACAGAGCAACACCAGGAUCUUUUAGACCUGAACUUCCCCUGACCAGGACCCUGGAGCCACUGUACAAGAAGGGUGAAACUGGCCCUCCACCAGUCCGAAUCAUAACUCCUGGUUUCCUUAAGGGAAAAGAUAACAUCAAACUGUUCUUAAAAGCCUCUGAAUUUUCGUCCUCCAGUGAAGAGAUUGUUAGCAGUGAUGAGGAAAAAUACAGUUACCCAAGAUGGUCAAUCAAAAGGAAGCAUUUGGUCAAACGUGACAUUACUGUCAUCCUCACGUAUGAAAAAUUCUUUGAAUAUUUUCUGUCCAUUUUGGUAGAGCACACUCCUGCCCCUUCCCUUCAGAUUGCAAGUCCUAAAAGCAAACCAACCAAAAGCAUUACCUCCUCUACUUCAUCUUUCACCUCAUUUUUGGAUCCCAAACUUCUGCAGUUCACACCACCUUCCAGUCCUUCUAGACUUGAAGAGAAACCUGAGUUUCGAAGGAAUAGGAGAAAAGCCUCUGUCGUCAAUGUCAAUCCCAUCAACGCCCGCCCACAGAGUGACAGCCCAGAAAUCCGCAAGUACAAAAAGAAGUUCAGCUCCGAGGUUCUCUGUGCAGCUUUGUGGGGUGUCAAUCUGCUGGUAGGAACUGAGAGCGGGCUGUGGCUACUGGAUAGAAGUGGCCAGGGAAGAGUUUACUCUCUGAUAAGUAGACGCCGAUUUCAGCAAAUUGACGUCUUGGAAGGACUCAAUGUGCUGAUCACCAUUUCAGGAAAGAAGAAUAAGCUGCGAGUGUACUACUUGUCCUGGCUGAGAAACAAGAUUUUGCAUAAUGACCCUGAGGUGGGAAAGAAGCAAGGUUGGAUCUCUGUGGGAGACUUGGAAGGCUGUGUGCAUUACAAAAUCGUUAAAUAUGAGAGGAUCAAAUUUCUUGUUGUCGCUCUGAGGAAUUCAGUUGAGGUCUAUGCAUGGGCACCGAAACCAUAUCACAAGUUUAUGGCUUUUAAGUCAUUCCACUCCCUUUAUCAGAAGCCUCUGGCAGUUGACCUCACAGUGGAAAAUGGACAGAGACUGAAGGUGAUCUAUGGCUCUGUAGCAGGAUUCCAUGCCAUUGAUGUUGAUUCCGGGACAGUUUAUGACCUGUACCUACCAACUCAUAUCCAUGGAACCAUUCAACCACAUACUAUCAUCAUUCUGCCCAAUACUAGUGGCACAGAACUUCUGCUCACCUAUGAAGAUGAAGGUGUCUAUGUUGACAUAUAUGGACAUUUCACUAAGGAAGCAAUUUUGCAGUGGGGAGAAAUGCCAGGAUGCGUGGCCUAUCUCCAGUCAAACCAGAUAAUGGGCUGGGGAGAGAGAGCAAUUGAGCUACGCUCUGUUGAAGCUGGAAACCUGGAAGGAGUGUUCAUGCACAAGAAAUCCCAGAAGCUCAAAUUUCUGUGUGAACGAAAUGACAAGGUAUUUUUUGCCUCUGUCCAAUCUGGCUCCAGUCAGAUUUACUUUAUGACCCUCGGGCGAAAUACAUUCUUCAACUGGUAA
Gracilinanus agilis (Agile Gracile Mouse Opossum) is the source of this 4326-nucleotide messenger RNA. RefSeq names its product mitogen-activated protein kinase kinase kinase kinase 4-like. Bases 1 to 4326 code for a protein of 1441 amino acids. The record is from RefSeq and is a predicted model, not a curated record. Gene Ontology annotation, biological process: protein phosphorylation. Lineage: Eukaryota; Metazoa; Chordata; Mammalia; Didelphimorphia; Didelphidae. The transcript is spliced from 29 exons. Gene Ontology annotation, molecular function: protein kinase activity; ATP binding.